Molecule: messenger RNA, 3696 nt
Organism: Pezoporus occidentalis (night parrot)
Lineage: Eukaryota; Metazoa; Chordata; Aves; Psittaciformes; Psittacidae
Gene: FNBP1
Product: formin binding protein 1
Exons: 16
Coding region: 16-1779 (587 amino acids)
Biological process (GO): signal transduction; endocytosis
Molecular function (GO): protein binding
Source: RefSeq, a predicted model, not a curated record
CUGUGUCUGUGCUGCAUGAAGCAAAAGGACCAGUUUGACAACUUAGAAAAACACACGCAGUGGGGUAUUGAUGUGCUGGAAAAGUUCAUCAAGUUUGUGAAAGAAAGAACAGAGAUUGAACUCAGCUAUGCAAAGCAGCUUAGGAAUCUUUCGAAGAAAUAUCAACCCAAAAAGAACUCCAAAGAGGAGGAGGAAUACAGGUACACAUCAGCUAGAGCCUUCCUAGCCACUUUAAAUGAAAUGAAUGACUAUGCUGGACAGCAUGAGGUCAUCUCAGAGAACAUGACCUCUCUUAUCACUGGAGAGCUAACGCGCUAUGUGCAGGAGCUGAAGCAAGAGAGGAAAUCGCACUUCCACGAUGGCAGAAAGGCACAACAGCAUAUUGAAACUUGCUGGAAACAACUUGAAGCAAGUAAAAGGCGGUUUGAGCGUGAUUGCAAAGAAGCUGAUCGAGCGCAGCAGUAUUUUGAGAAAAUGGAUGCUGACAUCAAUGUUACAAAAGCAGAUGUUGAAAAGGCAAGACAGCAGGCCCAGCUGCGACAUCAAAUGGCAGAAGACAGCAAAGCAGAGUAUUCUUCCACUCUACAGAAGUUCAACAGUGAGCAGCAUGACCAUUACUACACACACAUACCACACAUCUUCCAGAAAAUACAAGAGAUGGAGGAAAGAAGAAUUGUGAGGAUAGGUGAAUCCAUGAAAACUUUCGCAGAGGUCGACCGCCAAGUGAUCCCUAUCAUUGGGAAAUGUCUGGAUGAAAUAACAAAGGCUGCAGAAUCAAUUGAUCACAAGAAUGAUUCCCAGCUGGUAAUAGAAGCCUUUAAAUCAGGGUUUGAGCCCCCAGGAGACGUUGACUUUGAGGAUUUCACGCAGCCGAUGAAGCGGACUGUCUCGGAAUCCAGCCUUUCCAACUCCAGAGCGGAUGGGAAGUCUGAGCCGAAGUUUGGUGGCAAAUCCAAGGGCAAGUUAUGGCCAUUCAUCAAGAAAAAUAAGUCUCCCAAGCAGCAAAAGGAACCCCUCUCCCAUCGCUUCAACGAGUUCAUGACCUCCAAACCCAAAAUCCACUGCUUCAGGAGCCUAAAGCGUGGGCUUUCUCUCAAGCUGGGAGCAGGGCCGGAAGACUUCAGCAAUCUCCCACCUGAGCAAAGAAGAAAGAAGCUUCAGCAAAAAGUUGAUGAGCUAAACAGAGACAUUCAGAAGGAGAUGGAUCAAAGAGACGCCUUAACGAAAAUGAAAGAUGUGUAUAUCAAGAACCCACAGAUGGGAGAUGCAGCGAGUGUGGACCACAGGCUGGCAGAGCUUGGACAGAACAUCGAGAAGUUACGCUUGGAAGUUCAGAAGUUUGAGGGCUGGCUGGCAGAGGUGGAGGGCAGGCUGUCCAUGCGCAGUGAGGCCCGGCGCCAGAGCGGACUCUAUGAAGCCCAGAACCCCUCAGCAGUGAACAGCUGUGCACAGGACCGGGAGAGCCCAGAUGGCAGUUACACAGAAGAGCAAAGUCAGGAGACUGAGAUGAAAGUACCUGCAACGGAUUUUGACGAUGAAUUUGACGAUGAAGAACCACUACCCACCAUAGGAACAUGUAAAGCGCUCUAUACAUUUGAAGGUCAGAAUGAAGGAACAAUUUCUGUAGCAGAAGGAGAAAUGCUGUACGUAAUAGAAGAAGACAAAGGUGAUGGAUGGACACGAAUCCGAAGGAACGAAGAUGAGGAGGGCUAUGUCCCUACGUCAUAUGUUGAAGUCUAUUUGGACAAAAAUGCCAAAGGUGCUAUGACUUAUAUUUAAUACUAUUAUUAUUACUACUUUAUUUGCUUUCACAGAGAUACCCAGCCCUGAAAUUGCUCUGUGUUGCAGAUAGAGCCUUUUAAAAGUCUGUACAAUGCCACAAAGUGCAUUAUUUUGUACAUGGACUAAUAUGGCUUGCUGUACUGCAAAAUGUGCUUUUCAUUGCUCAGAAAGGGUUGUGUGGUAGGCUGUCAAUAGAGGGAACUGCAGCCUCUACUUGACAGUGCUUGGUCAAUUGCCACUGCCAUUGCACGGUCAACUUAGUGCAGGAAACAAAGCCAUUUGGGAUAACACGGGCUCUCCUCAGAUACCCAGGUGGCAUCUCAGACACAUUACACAUUCACAAGUCAGCUGUUUGCCCCAAAAGGAUUCAGUGGAGUGUUAUAUAGGAAGUAUUUUGACUGCUGUUUUGUGUCACAGUGUGGUAGCUUUUCAGAGCGCAGUGUUCUCUGUGGACCUUUUGGAUUAAACCUGGUCAUCAUUUAGUUUGUGUUUGGAAGGAGAAGCAGAGAUUUUGCCAGAACCUGCCUACACAGCACUCUGGUCCUUGAUAAAUAAGGAAAACAUGAAGAAAGGUCCUCUAAGCUUUCCUACCUUGAUACAUUUCAGAAGAUGCAUUUGCUGUUUCAGAUAAGCAUAACUUAAUCUUUUGCUCACACAAGAUCAGUGGAGACAUUCAAUGCUUUGGCUCCUCAGUCUUCUGUUUCUUUAUUGCCAUUAACUCCUCACAGAUAGGUGUAUUGUGUAAGCAAGCAGUGCUACAGGGGAAUCCUGGCUGGAUUAUAUCCUACGAAUCUAUAGCUGGUAAUGUAAUACACCAAGAAAUCAAAGAUUUCAGUCCUGCUUCAAAUCAGGAUGUGUUUGAAGUUCACUGUUAAAUAAUCUGCAGCUUUUUUAAGUCACUUAAUCCUUCAGAUAAUUGUUGUUUUUCCUGGACCUUGGAGCUCUUGGUGUGAAAGAAGCUGCCUCAUCCAAUUCAAAAGAAAACUGAACCAUUCCCAUUGGGAUUUACAGACAGUAGGAACUGAGGAGUAGGACUGUCUAUGUAAACAAACACUAUAGUUUGAUCAGUUCACUGUCUUGGGCUCAGUAUUAAGCAGUGCAGUGCCUUAUCUGCUGCAGAUGAAAGUCUGGGCUCUUGCUUUAUUUUGCCAUAAUACAGUAGGUUUGUAUUUGUUUUGGCAAAUACAGGGUCAGUUGAGAUGCAGAAGAGUGCAAACAGCUCAGCCCCUCUGUUGGUUUUAUUAACCUUUGAAAGAGGAACGCAGAUCAUACACAUAUUUGAGCAAGGCAGAAAGUGCAGAAUGGGGGAUCCCAUCCCUUAUUCUGGUAUUCUCUCCUGUGGAGAUUGGCUGCUUUGUGUGUGGCAAUACUUGAAAUCAGCAUCCUUAUUAUGCUGCUGGGAAUGCUGUUUUCGACAGCACUAUCACGUUGUUGUUGUUCAGCAGUGCAGGCUGCGUGAAACAGCCAAGCUAGCGCGGCAUCUGAAUCUGUUUCACAUGAGGAGCAUGGCUCUCCUGCCCCGCGAUGCGCAGCGUGGUUCCCCUCAGUGGAGCCCAUCAGCAAGUCACCCGUUUAUGAGCAGAGCAGCAGGUUGGGUGGGAAGCGAAGCAAAGCGUCUCUCUCUUUGAUUUACCCUUCUGGAGAGGCCGCUGCAGGAGUGGUUCUGGCAACAGCAGCCAGCAGUUUGUGUCAGUGCAUUAAUGGUAUGAUGUAAGUUACAGGGUGGUGCUGAAUGAUGGUAGAACUGCAGUGUGUGCUGGGAGCGAAGGGUGGUUCAGUUGCAGCCACUUCAGGACCAAACCCAAACCUAUCUGUGAAUAUCUAACGUAAAGGAACUAUGUUAUUUACCUUUGCAGAAAGGGUCCCAAUAGCAGGAUAAAGAUUUGGGGGAAGUGCUGCUGUGUUGAAAAGACA